AUGGACGGCGGCGAAGGGGUCAAGCGGAAGCGCACUUUUCGGCAGGAGUCGAACAAGAAGGCAAAGACGGACGAUGGCAGCGCAAAGCUCAAGUCGGGCUUUGGCGCAAAGAUGCUGGCCAAGAUGGGCUACAGAGGAGAGGGCGGGCUGGGAAAGGAAGGAGCUGGAAUUUCGGAGCCCAUCCAGGUGGUGAUGCGAGGUACCAAGGGCGGUGUUGGUAUCGUCGCCGAGAAGAGUGAGCAGCAGAGGCGGGAAGAAAGAAGGAAAGCAGAGGCAAAUGGCGAGACCUACGUCGAUACUUCCGAAGAAGAGCGCCGGGAGAGGAAGAAGAAGGCCAAGGCGAGAGGAGAGGCGCGAACAACGGCCCCGCGACCGAAAAAGACGCUCUUCGAACUUGAGGCGGCAGGCAUGCACGUACCGCUCGCGCUACAGUCCAUAAUCGACGCGACGACGGGCGCAUCUACGCCUACAUCUGGCGUCUCUCUCCGCGGCACAGACGUGGUUCCCUUCGAGAGCUCCCUGCAAGCGCGUGUACGGAGAGACUUGAACAGCUUCUCUGAAGCCUUUGAGGAGCUAGAAAUCGAGUCCAAGGCUAUUCCGCCACAAGAAUACGCCCUGGAGAAAGAAUUGGAAGCCCUGGAAAGACGACUAGAUGAGGCCGAAGACAUGCAGGCUCGACUCGAGUCUCUUCGUACGGGCACCCUCGACGUUGUUUGCGAAGGCCUCAAGAGCCUGCGCGCCGCGUACCCAUCGAAGCCGCUGCACCGAGAAUCUAUCGCCGUCAUAUACCCACACUUCUCCAGAGUAGUAGCUUUAUGGGCUCCCCUCGAGGACGCCCUGGAGGAAGUCGCAGCAUCCUUCUCUGAUCUAGCCAACAUAAUUCAGCCGCGAAGCCGGAGGAUUAUUUCUCAGGCAUACACUCAUCCCUCGGAAGCUUUGGUCAGUCGCACCAACAUCGACGAAGAAGACACUAUCAAGCGCGGCACUACUUCAUCAUACGAAACCAUGAUGUUGAAAGUAUGGUUGCCUACUGUGAGCUCAGCAGUGACACAAUGGGACGUCAAGGACCCACACCCAAUGGUUCACCUUGUGGAAGCUUGGACACCCGUCUUACCACCUUUCGUGGCGAAGCGGGUGCUUGAGCAGGUCACACGUAAACUCUCUACUUCGGUGCACGAGUGGAAUCCACGCAAGUUCAAGAAGAGCCCACAUACAUGGAUAGUGGAGUGGCUGCCGCUCCUAAAGCCGGCUGAUCUGGAUCCUAAAGGCUCAGGCCUUGUUGCUGAGAUUAAGCGCAAGAUUCGACAUGCGUUGCAGUCAAUCGACCUCUCGCGUGGCCCGCUGCCGGGUAUGGAUAGUUGGAGAAAGGUGUUUGGAAAAGAGGAGUUUGAUCGACUCCUCGUAGCCCAUCUCGUACCGCGCUUUGCAGCGUAUCUACGCGACAACUUUGAGAUCAACCCGGCAGAACAAGACCUGGCUCCCCUAGAGGCCGUCUUCGCCUGGAGAGGUUUGGUCUCGAACCAGGUCAUUGGGGAGCUUCUCAGGGCCCAAUUCUUCCCCAAGUUCCUCGGUAUCAUCCACCAAUGGCUAUCUAGCGAAGAGGUGGUCUUCCAGGAGGUGGAAAAGUGGAUCGAGUGGUGGCGGGACGAGAUCCUGAAGGAAGACAUCAACAGUCUACCUUCAGUCGCGUCGGGUUGGAACGAAGCAUAUACCCUCAUCAACCAGGCACUGGAUCUUGGUGAUGCAAGGCUGACAGACCUGCCUCUACCGCGGAUUGAAAGUACCGGCGCCUCCCCGGAGACGCCGCAGCUGUCCAAGUCAAUCAACAAGGAACCCCCGCGCCCAGCGCCGCAAGUGGAGGAGGCGACGUUCAAGGACGUUGUGGAGGAGUUCUGUGCCGAAGAGAAUCUGCUUCUGAUACCGCUUCGGGAAGCUCAUGAGGUUACUGGGUUACCGCUGUUCAGAAUCACAGCAAGUGCUACCGGACGAGGGGGUGCAGUGGCCUAUCUCAAGGGCGACGUCCUUUGGGUACAGAACAAAAAGGAGAAGAGUGUAUGGGAGCCUACUGGAUUGGACGAAGCGCUCACUGCAAAGGCCGAGGGGAAGUGA
Cucurbitaria berberidis CBS 394.84 is the source of this 2109-nucleotide messenger RNA. Its product is annotated as TFP11-domain-containing protein. The transcript has a single exon. The record is from RefSeq and is a predicted model, not a curated record. Gene Ontology annotation, biological process: spliceosomal complex disassembly. Lineage: Eukaryota; Fungi; Ascomycota; Dothideomycetes; Pleosporales; Cucurbitariaceae. Gene Ontology annotation, molecular function: nucleic acid binding. Bases 1 to 2109 code for a protein of 702 amino acids. Gene Ontology annotation, cellular component: U2-type post-mRNA release spliceosomal complex.